AUGCUCUACACUACAUCUGGGCUGGUCUCCAUGGUUGCUGCAAGUCGAGAUGACAUGCCGACGGACGUUUUGCCUCUCAUCUUCGAGCACGCUGAUCGGCGAGAUUUGCAUAUCUGUGCCAGCCUUUCGCGAUCCUUCCAUCGUGCGGCCACCCCCAUCCUCUACCGACGUUUAGAUUCACGUAUCGACACACGAUCACAGCAAUCUGUGGUCUUGCACCCAUCUACAACCUUGUUGGAAAAAAGAGACUAUGCAAGAUAUGUGCGACAUGUGAGGGAAACAAGCGGGGUCGCAUUCUAUACGCCUGGCUUAUUGCCCGGCUGCCGAGAAGCACUCAAUCUGUGCACCAAUUUGGUGUCAUUCUCUUGGAGCGAUGAUUCCGCCGGCGUCAAAUACGACAAGGUUCUGCUUGAUUACUUAGACGUUCUCAAGGGCCUCAACGUCCAGGAACUCACCAUUCAUACCUACCUCGGUUUUAGCGAAGAAGUCUGGUCAAAACUGAAAGAAUUCACAAAUCUUCGCAAAGUCGCUCUGUGGUGUAUGGAAGGCCCACCGCGGAUCAUGCAGGGAUGGUCGGAAAAACUGGGCAGCUCCCUUACCACACUUGAAUUAGGUCGUUGUGCUGGUGUUCCUGCGACGAUCUUGGUCUCAGUUCUCUCAUAUCUGCCUUCCCUCCGAUCACUGCGACUGAAGGGCGCAUCUAGCAGCGCGAUACUGGAAAUCCUCAGUUUACUUCCGAACUUAACUUCGCUCGACACUGAGUACCUCGGAUCCGGCUUGUUGUGGUGUUCGGACGAGCCCUUGGCAUCUCUUCAAGAGCUGACUGUUCGCACGAGCUCGAUAGACGUCCAGGGUCCCGAGCAUUUAUGGCCGUGGAUUCGCCGACUGUUACCCCGGCCUUCGCUGGAGACCUUCACUCUCAAUUCCUUUUCCACUCUGGGCGAUGCGUUCAUUCCCCGCCGGUUUCUCCUCGAUCUCGCCGCUGUGCACCGAUCGACGCUGAAGAGUUUCACGGUGUCCUCUGUACAGCUGACCAUCAAUGACGCCCAGUGUAUCUGCACUUUAUUUCCUGCGCUUGAAAUUCUGACUUUAUCCAUUCCGCUCCCACCUCAGCCGCGCCAAAUCGAAGCGGCGGUCGCGCACGCGCAGCAACUGCGUCAGCUGCGGUUGUAUACAAGCUGGAUGCCCUCUCGUGGCAUGGUUGGGACGGGCACGUCAUUCGGCAUAGAGCACGCGCGAAGCUUGAUAUUGCCGGGCAAAACAUUACGCGUUGUGGGUAUAGGGCGGGUCUUAUACACGGGUCGAUGGGUAAUCGACGCAACUAACCGUCUGGACUUCGAGGUUGUCUGCGAUGUCGUUCGUGACUCGUGGGCGUGA
Molecule: messenger RNA, 1377 nt
Organism: Sparassis crispa
Lineage: Eukaryota; Fungi; Basidiomycota; Agaricomycetes; Polyporales; Sparassidaceae
Exons: 6
Coding region: 1-1377 (458 amino acids)
Molecular function (GO): protein binding
Source: RefSeq, a predicted model, not a curated record